GACCUCCGACACGUGGUGCAGGGCAGCGUUGACCUCCCGACCUUCGAGACAACAUGAACGACCAAAACGUCGUGAAGGAAGGAUGGGUACAGAAAAGAGGAGAAUACAUAAAGAACUGGAGACCACGCUACUUCCUGCUGAAGACGGAUGGAUCUUUUAUUGGUUACAAGGAGAAACCGCAGGAUUCCGACCUGGCCUACCCUCUUAAUAACUUCUCUGUAGCCAAAUGCCAGCUGAUGAAAACGGAGCGGCCCAAACCCAACACUUUCAUCAUUAGAUGUCUCCAGUGGACGACCGUGAUCGAGAGGACCUUUCAUGUGGACACGCCGGAUGAGAGGGACGAGUGGGCGGAGGCCAUCCAGAUGGUGGCAGAUAAACUGGCGAAACAGGAAGAGGAAGGAAUCUUGUGCAGUCCCACGUCACAGAUCGAAAUCGUCAACGAGGAAGAGAUGGAUACUUCCACUAGUCAUCACAAACGAAAGACAAUGAAUGACUUUGACUAUCUGAAGCUCCUGGGGAAAGGCACGUUUGGGAAAGUGAUCCUGGUGAGGGAGAAGGCCAGCGGCACCUAUUACGCCAUGAAGAUUUUGAAAAAAGAAGUCAUUAUCGCAAAGGAUGAAGUGGCCCACACUCUUACCGAAAGCCGAGUAUUGAAAAGCACUAGACAUCCGUUUUUAACUUCACUGAAGUAUUCAUUUCAGACGAAGGACCGCUUGUGUUUUGUGAUGGAAUAUGUCAAUGGGGGUGAGUUGUUUUUUCAUUUGUCACGAGAGCGGGUGUUCUCUGAGGACCGGACACGUUUCUAUGGCGCCGAGAUCGUUUCUGCACUGGACUACCUGCACUCUGCUAAAAUUGUUUACCGUGAUCUGAAGCUGGAAAACCUGAUGCUGGACAAAGACGGCCACAUCAAGAUCACCGACUUCGGACUGUGCAAAGAGGGCAUCACCGACACGGCUACCAUGAAAACGUUCUGUGGUACACCUGAGUACCUGGCCCCCGAGGUGUUGGAGGAUAACGAUUACGGACGUGCGGUGGACUGGUGGGGACUGGGCGUGGUCAUGUACGAAAUGAUGUGCGGUCGACUACCCUUCUAUAAUCAGGACCAUGAGAAAUUGUUUGAGCUAAUUCUGAUGGAGGAGAUCAAAUUUCCCAGAACCCUCUCUGCUGACGCAAAGUCUCUGCUGUCUGGCCUUCUCAUCAAAGACCCCAACAAGAGGCUUGGAGGAGGCCCGGACGACGCCAAGGAGAUCAUGAGGCACAGUUUCUUCUCUGCAAUAGACUGGCAAGACGUCUACGACAAAAAGCUGGUUCCUCCGUUCAUGCCCCAGGUGACCUCUGAAACAGACACUAGGUAUUUUGACGAAGAGUUUACCGCACAGACCAUCACCAUUACUCCCCCAGAGAAAUUUGAUGAAGAUGGAAUGGACUCAGCUGACAGCGAGCGAAGACCGCAUUUCCCACAAUUCUCUUAUUCAGCCAGCGGACGAGAGUGA
This is a messenger RNA of Chanos chanos (milkfish), 1493 nucleotides long. RefSeq names its product v-akt murine thymoma viral oncogene homolog 3b (gene akt3b). NCBI's taxonomy places the organism in Eukaryota, Metazoa, Chordata, Actinopteri, Gonorynchiformes, Chanidae. Bases 54 to 1493 code for a protein of 479 amino acids. Gene Ontology annotation, molecular function: protein serine/threonine kinase activity; ATP binding. Gene Ontology annotation, biological process: protein phosphorylation. The record is from RefSeq and is a predicted model, not a curated record. The transcript has 14 exons.